Messenger RNA from Drosophila innubila, 1009 nucleotides. Its product is annotated as Kv channel-interacting protein 1. The coding region runs from base 199 to 819 and encodes 206 amino acids. Gene Ontology annotation, molecular function: calcium ion binding. The transcript is spliced from 5 exons. NCBI's taxonomy places the organism in Eukaryota, Metazoa, Arthropoda, Insecta, Diptera, Drosophilidae. The record is from RefSeq and is a predicted model, not a curated record.
CGAAUGCUAACUGGAAAUUAAGUUAAUGAGUUGCUCUUGAAACGAGGCGCAUGAAAAUGGAAAUUGAUAUUGUGCUGCAGCUAUAAAUAAACAAGGCAUAAAGGAAAAUUCAAGAAAGGAAAUAUUCAAUUAAAUUAAAUUAAAAUAAGCAACAAGAAAUUUGAAACGCAUUAAGAUUCCCAAGGUAGAUCAACAACCAUGGCAUCACCACCGGAAAGUCCCAUCGAGGAGGUGGUCUAUGAGUUGGAACACACACGCGUGCCUAAACCCAUUCCGGUUGCUCUAGAGGAUUUGUGCCGUCAAACCAAGUUCACCAAGCAGGAAAUCCGCGUCAUGUAUAGAGGAUUUAAGACGGAAUGUCCUGAGGGUGUGGUGCACGAGGAUUGUUUUAAGGAUAUUUACGCCAAAUUCUUUCCACAUGGCAAUUCCAGUUUAUAUGCUCAUUAUGUGUUCAAAGCCUUCGAUGUUAAUUGCAAUGGCGCCAUUAGUUUUCGGGAUUUACUGGUCACCUUAUCGACUCUAUUGCGUGGCUCGGUUUAUGAACGUCUGCGCUGGACCUUCAAACUGUAUGAUCUCAAUGGAGAUGGUCGCAUCAGUCGCGGUGAACUAAGUGAAAUUGUUCUGGCCAUACACGAGCUUAUGGGAAGAAGGCCUCAUCAACCGGAGGAUGAUCGCAAGGCGAGAGAUCAGGUCGAUCGAGUGUUUCGCAAAUUGGAUUUAAAUCAAGACGGCAUCAUAACGAUAGAGGAGUUCCUCGAGGCGUGCCUCAAGGACGAUUUGGUAACGCGCUCGCUGCAGAUGUUCGAUAAUGACCUUUGAUGACAAGCGGAUGAGCCAGAGAUACGCAAUACAAGGACUAUAAUACCGCUUAUAGAUCUAUGAAUUGAAUUAACAUUAACAAUCCAACAACAAUUGUAAUAAACACCAGUGACAAAAACAGCUGAAGCAAAGGCAGACGAAGAAACAACAUAUUAGUAAUUAACAUUAGUUUAGGCAGCUGCAUAAAUAA